GUCCGUGCAUUUUCGCGCGUCCGGCCAUAGGCGCAGGGACGCGUCACGCCGCGAGCAUAUCAAUCGCACCAGAAAGCAAAAGUCUGGGUUACGUUGACAGAACCGGCAGCUGACUUGCUUCUACCCAGUCCUGGAUUUUAUAAUAUACCUAUAGGUACUCAGAGGAGCAGUGCCAGAAGAGCAGCGUUGCGAACUUGCGAGGGGACGUUUAGAAAGUUGGUGGCGCAUGCCUGACGCACAGCAGUCUGAGCAGAGGCGCUAGAAUUGGGUGCUGUCUCACCCCCCAAGAGAAGAAGAAUCAAGCCUUCCACUAAUCAGGAACGUCACAUCUUUUUAAGCUUUGUAUUGCUGCAACUGAACGCACCCUCGUGAGUACACAGCCAUGGCGGCCGCCUUACAGGUGGCAGCGGGCGCGCGGUGCUUCUUGCCGAGCAUCGGCCGCUCUGCCGCCAGCCUUCAAAACGUCCACAGCACGCUUCCUCUCUUACCUUCACACGUCAGAAAUGCUCCCCGGACUUCAAAACCCUCCGGUGCUCGGCCUACUAGGAUGAACGGCGUUCGGGCGGGUGGGGGUGACUAUGCUGGUAACAGUAUAGUGUGGCCAACCGCCGAGCUGCAGCUGCCGUAUGCGAGCGAAGUGGAGCAGCAGGAGCGGCCGCCCGGCCUGGUUGAUUUGGACCCACAGAACAUGCUGCUCCGGCAGAGAAUUGUGUUCCUGGGAGGGCCGGUCGAUGACAACUCUGCUGAUGUCCUCGUCAGCCAGCUGCUUCUUCUGAACGCCAAUGAUCCUACCGCUGACAUCAAGAUGUUCAUCAACUCCCCUGGAGGGUCGGUCACCGCCGGCAUGGGCAUCUACGACGCGAUGCAGCUGUGCAGCUGCGACAUCUCCACCAUCUGCUUCGGCCUCGCCGCCUCCAUGGGCGCAUUCCUCCUCAGCUCCGGCACCAAGGGCAAGCGCUACGCCAUGCCCAACGCGCGCAUCAUGAUCCAUCAGCCCCUCGGGGGGGGGCGCGGAUCGGCGAUCGACUUUGCCAUCCAGGCGCAGGAGAUCAUCUACCACCGGGACAACUUGAACCGGGUGUUGUCGCUCAACACGGGGAAGCCGGCGUCCCAGAUUGAGAUCGACUGCGACCGAGACAACUUUAUGGAUCCUCAAGAGGCCAAGGAGUAUGGACUCAUUGACGACGUUAUUGAUGUGCCGGGCAUCGUUGCGCCCGAGUGGGUGUUGGCCGAGCCACCGAAGACGAGAAUCAACGAGUACUGGACUGUGCGAAAGCGGAAGGACAUACAAGUUGCUCCGAAAAAGGAUAGGAAGAGGAUCACACGGCAGGUAUGAGUUGGAUUGUGAUCUGUCGUGUGACUGCAGGCCAACCAAGGGCCGGCGCAGUGAACAAUCUCAUAAACUAUAUCGGUCAAACAAUGUAUCUCAUGGAAUGCGCGACAUGCUUCGAUUUGGCAUCUUUAUUGAAUUAGGGGACCAGGUUUUUCAACUAUGUGUCGCAACUGGUCUUGAUCAUCGAGGCCUUCGUGUCAAAGAGUAUGCUUAAAUGGCGUGUUCAGACAAUCAAAACCUUGGGUAAGAGUAAUUGUUCAAGCCCGACCAAUCUGCA
This is a messenger RNA of Klebsormidium nitens, 1610 nucleotides long. The record is from the annotation of a GenBank genome assembly. Lineage: Eukaryota; Viridiplantae; Streptophyta; Klebsormidiophyceae; Klebsormidiales; Klebsormidiaceae.